GAUAGUUGGAGGUGAAGACGCUCCAGCUGGAAGUUGGCCCUGGCAGGUUAGUCUGCAGAGAUUUGGCGGCCAUGUUUGCGGUGGUUCUCUCAUCAACAGAGAGUGGGUGAUGUCUGCUGCUCACUGCUUCUCCAGUCCAAGUACGUCUGGAUGGCAGAUUUCUCUCGGUCGUCAGAACCUGCAGGGCGACAACCCAAACGAAGUGUCCAGAUCUGUUUCCAAAAUCAUUUUGCAUCCAAACUAUGACAGCGACACCAGCGACAACGACAUUGCUCUGCUCAGACUCUCCUCACCAGUCAAAUUCACAGACUACAUCAGACCUGUGUGUCUGGCAGCAAGUGACAGUGUGUUCAACAACGGUACUGAUAGCUGGGUCACUGGUUGGGGCGCUGUCCAGGAGGGGGUGUCAUUACCGUUCCCUGAAACUCUACAAGAAGUGGAGGUGCCAGUUCUUGGAAACAGACAGUGUAACUGUCUGAAUGGAGUCGGUACAGUCACAGACAACAUGAUCUGUGCUGGUGUUCUGGCAGGAGGCAAGGACUCAUGUCAGGGUGACUCAGGAGGACCGAUGGUCAGCCAACAGGGCUCCGUGUGGAUCCAGUCUGGAGUUGUCAGUUUUGGUUUUGGCUGUGCUCGGCCCAAUCUGCCAGGAGUCUACUCCAGAGUGUCCAGAUACCAGUCCUGGAUCAACUCCCACAUCAGCUCUGAUAAGCCAGGCUUUGUCCAGUUCACCUCCAGUGGGCUGGAUGCUGACAGCAUCUACACCUGUCCUGGUCUACCACCUCCAGUUGUUACUACUACUGCUCCUCCUAAAACUACUACUUCUGCAGGACCAGAAGUUAUAACCGCAACUUUACCAUCCACUGAUGCAAGUGCGGAAUUGUGUGGCAUCACUCCCCUCAACACCAGGAUAGUUGGAGGUGAAGACGCUCCAGCUGGAAGUUGGCCCUGGCAGGUUAGUCUGCAGAGAUUUGGCGGCCAUGUUUGCGGUGGUUCUCUCAUCAACAGAGAGUGGGUGAUGUCUGCUGCUCACUGCUUCUCCAGUCCAAGUACGUCUGGAUGGCAGAUUUCUCUCGGUCGUCAGAACCUGCAGGGCGACAACCCAAACGAAGUGUCCAGAUCUGUUUCCAAAAUCAUUUUGCAUCCAAACUAUGACAGCGACACCAGCGACAACGACAUUGCUCUGCUCAGACUCUCCUCACCAGUCAAAUUCACAGACUACAUCAGACCUGUGUGUCUGGCAGCAAGUGACAGUGUGUUCAACAACGGUACUGAUAGCUGGGUCACUGGUUGGGGCGCUGUCCAGGAGGGGGUGUCAUUACCGUUCCCUGAAACUCUACAAGAAGUGGAGGUGCCAGUUCUUGGAAACAGACAGUGUAACUGUCUGAAUGGAGUCGGUACAGUCACAGACAACAUGAUCUGUGCUGGUGUUCUGGCAGGAGGCAAGGACUCAUGUCAGGUAGGCUGCUUUGUUUCAUUUGUCACUUGUUGGUCACUGUGUUUAGGAAGUUUAAAAUCCUCAGACAUCUCCUCUCCAUCUCCUCAGGGUGACUCAGGAGGACCGAUGGUCAGCCAACAGGGCUCCGUGUGGAUCCAGUCUGGAGUUGUCAGUUUUGGUUUUGGCUGUGCUCGGCCCAAUCUGCCAGGAGUCUACUCCAGAGUGUCCAGAUACCAGUCCUGGAUCAACUCCCACAUCAGCUCUGAUAAGCCAGGCUUUGUCCAGUUCACCUCCAGUGGGCUGGAUGCUGACAGCAUCUACACCUGUCCUGGUCUACCACCUCCAGUUGUUACUACUACUGCUCCUCCUAAAACUACUACUUCUGCAGGACCAGAAGUUAUAACCGCAACUUUACCAUCCACUGAUGCAAGUGCGGAAUUGUGUGGCAUCACUCCCCUCAACACCAGGAUAGUUGGAGGUGAAGACGCUCCAGCUGGAAGUUGGCCCUGGCAGGUUAGUCUGCAGAGAUUUGGCGGCCAUGUUUGCGGUGGUUCUCUCAUCAACAGAGAGUGGGUGAUGUCUGCUGCUCACUGCUUCUCCAGUCCAAGUACGUCUGGAUGGCAGAUUUCUCUCGGUCGUCAGAACCUGCAGGGCGACAACCCAAACGAAGUGUCCAGAUCUGUUUCCAAAAUCAUUUUGCAUCCAAACUAUGACAGCGACACCAGCGACAACGACAUUGCUCUGCUCAGACUCUCCUCACCAGUCAAAUUCACAGACUACAUCAGACCUGUGUGUCUGGCAGCAAGUGACAGUGUGUUCAACAACGGUACUGAUAGCUGGGUCACUGGUUGGGGCGCUGUCCAGGAGGGGGUGUCAUUACCGUUCCCUGAAACUCUACAAGAAGUGGAGGUGCCAGUUCUUGGAAACAGACAGUGUAACUGUCUGAAUGGAGUCGGUACAGUCACAGACAACAUGAUCUGUGCUGGUGUUCUGGCAGGAGGCAAGGACUCAUGUCAGGGUGACUCAGGAGGACCGAUGGUCAGCCAACAGGGCUCCGUGUGGAUCCAGUCUGGAGUUGUCAGUUUUGGUUUUGGCUGUGCUCGGCCCAAUCUGCCAGGAGUCUACUCCAGAGUGUCCAGAUACCAGUCCUGGAUCAACUCCCACAUCAGCUCUGAUAAGCCAGGCUUUGUCCAGUUCACCUCCAGUGGGCUGGAUGCUGACAGCAUCUACACCUGUCCUGGUCUACCACCUCCAGUUGUUACUACUACUGCUCCUCCUAAAACUACUACUUCUGCAGGACCAGAAGUUAUAACCGCAACUUUACCAUCCACUGAUGCAAGUGCGGAAUUGUGUGGCAUCACUCCCCUCAACACCAGGAUAGUUGGAGGUGAAGACGCUCCAGCUGGAAGUUGGCCCUGGCAGGUUAGUCUGCAGAGAUUUGGCGGCCAUGUUUGCGGUGGUUCUCUCAUCAACAGAGAGUGGGUGAUGUCUGCUGCUCACUGCUUCUCCAGUCCAAGUACGUCUGGAUGGCAGAUUUCUCUCGGUCGUCAGAACCUGCAGGGCGACAACCCAAACGAAGUGUCCAGAUCUGUUUCCAAAAUCAUUUUGCAUCCAAACUAUGACAGCGACACCAGCGACAACGACAUUGCUCUGCUCAGACUCUCCUCACCAGUCAAAUUCACAGACUACAUCAGACCUGUGUGUCUGGCAGCAAGUGACAGUGUGUUCAACAACGGUACUGAUAGCUGGGUCACUGGUUGGGGCGCUGUCCAGGAGGGGGUGUCAUUACCGUUCCCUGAAACUCUACAAGAAGUGGAGGUGCCAGUUCUUGGAAACAGACAGUGUAACUGUCUGAAUGGAGUCGGUACAGUCACAGACAACAUGAUCUGUGCUGGUGUUCUGGCAGGAGGCAAGGACUCAUGUCAGGGUGACUCAGGAGGACCGAUGGUCAGCCAACAGGGCUCCGUGUGGAUCCAGUCUGGAGUUGUCAGUUUUGGUUUUGGCUGUGCUCGGCCCAAUCUGCCAGGAGUCUACUCCAGAGUGUCCAGAUACCAGUCCUGGAUCAACUCCCACAUCAGCUCUGAUAAGCCAGGCUUUGUCCAGUUCACCUCCAGUGGGCUGGAUGCUGACAGCAUCUACACCUGUCCUGGUCUACCACCUCCAGUUGUUACUACUACUGCUCCUCCUAAAACUACUACUUCUGCAGGACCAGAAGUUAUAACCGCAACUUUACCAUCCACUGAUGCAAGUGCGGAAUUGUGUGGCAUCACUCCCCUCAACACCAGGAUAGUUGGAGGUGAAGACGCUCCAGCUGGAAGUUGGCCCUGGCAGGUUAGUCUGCAGAGAUUUGGCGGCCAUGUUUGCGGUGGUUCUCUCAUCAACAGAGAGUGGGUGAUGUCUGCUGCUCACUGCUUCUCCAGUCCAAGUACGUCUGGAUGGCAGAUUUCUCUCGGUCGUCAGAACCUGCAGGGCGACAACCCAAACGAAGUGUCCAGAUCUGUUUCCAAAAUCAUUUUGCAUCCAAACUAUGACAGCGACACCAGCGACAACGACAUUGCUCUGCUCAGACUCUCCUCACCAGUCAAAUUCACAGACUACAUCAGACCUGUGUGUCUGGCAGCAAGUGACAGUGUGUUCAACAACGGUACUGAUAGCUGGGUCACUGGUUGGGGCGCUGUCCAGGAGGGGGUGUCAUUACCGUUCCCUGAAACUCUACAAGAAGUGGAGGUGCCAGUUCUUGGAAACAGACAGUGUAACUGUCUGAAUGGAGUCGGUACAGUCACAGACAACAUGAUCUGUGCUGGUGUUCUGGCAGGAGGCAAGGACUCAUGUCAGGUAGGCUGCUUUGUUUCAUUUGUCACUUGUUGGUCACUGUGUUUAGGAAGUUUAAAAUCCUCAGACAUCUCCUCUCCAUCUCCUCAGGGUGACUCAGGAGGACCGAUGGUCAGCCAACAGGGCUCCGUGUGGAUCCAGUCUGGAGUUGUCAGUUUUGGUUUUGGCUGUGCUCGGCCCAAUCUGCCAGGAGUCUACUCCAGAGUGUCCAGAUACCAGUCCUGGAUCAACUCCCACAUCAGCUCUGAUAAGCCAGGCUUUGUCCAGUUCACCUCCAGUGGGCUGGAUGCUGACAGCAUCUACACCUGUCCUGGUCUACCACCUCCAGUUGUUACUACUACUGCUCCUCCUAAAACUACUACUUCUGCAGGACCAGAAGUUAUAACCGCAACUUUACCAUCCACUGAUGCAAGUGCGGAAUUGUGUGGCAUCACUCCCCUCAACACCAGGAUAGUUGGAGGUGAAGACGCUCCAGCUGGAAGUUGGCCCUGGCAGGUUAGUCUGCAGAGAUUUGGCGGCCAUGUUUGCGGUGGUUCUCUCAUCAACAGAGAGUGGGUGAUGUCUGCUGCUCACUGCUUCUCCAGUCCAAGUACGUCUGGAUGGCAGAUUUCUCUCGGUCGUCAGAACCUGCAGGGCGACAACCCAAACGAAGUGUCCAGAUCUGUUUCCAAAAUCAUUUUGCAUCCAAACUAUGACAGCGACACCAGCGACAACGACAUUGCUCUGCUCAGACUCUCCUCACCAGUCAAAUUCACAGACUACAUCAGACCUGUGUGUCUGGCAGCAAGUGACAGUGUGUUCAACAACGGUACUGAUAGCUGGGUCACUGGUUGGGGCGCUGUCCAGGAGGGGGUGUCAUUACCGUUCCCUGAAACUCUACAAGAAGUGGAGGUGCCAGUUCUUGGAAACAGACAGUGUAACUGUCUGAAUGGAGUCGGUACAGUCACAGACAACAUGAUCUGUGCUGGUGUUCUGGCAGGAGGCAAGGACUCAUGUCAGGGUGACUCAGGAGGACCGAUGGUCAGCCAACAGGGCUCCGUGUGGAUCCAGUCUGGAGUUGUCAGUUUUGGUUUUGGCUGUGCUCGGCCCAAUCUGCCAGGAGUCUACUCCAGAGUGUCCAGAUACCAGUCCUGGAUCAACUCCCACAUCAGCUCUGAUAAGCCAGGCUUUGUCCAGUUCACCUCCAGUGGGCUGGAUGCUGACAGCAUCUACACCUGUCCUGGUCUACCACCUCCAGUUGUUACUACUACUGCUCCUCCUAAAACUACUACUUCUGCAGGACCAGAAGUUAUAACCGCAACUUUACCAUCCACUGAUGCAAGUGCGGAAUUGUGUGGCAUCACUCCCCUCAACACCAGGAUAGUUGGAGGUGAAGACGCUCCAGCUGGAAGUUGGCCCUGGCAGGUUAGUCUGCAGAGAUUUGGCGGCCAUGUUUGCGGUGGUUCUCUCAUCAACAGAGAGUGGGUGAUGUCUGCUGCUCACUGCUUCUCCAGUCCAAGUACGUCUGGAUGGCAGAUUUCUCUCGGUCGUCAGAACCUGCAGGGCGACAACCCAAACGAAGUGUCCAAAUCUGUUUCCAAAAUCAUUUUGCAUCCAAACUAUGACAGCGACACCAGCGACAACGACAUUGCUCUGCUCAGACUCUCCUCACCAGUCAAAUUCACAGACUACAUCAGACCUGUGUGUCUGGCAGCAAGUGACAGUGUGUUCAACAACGGUACUGAUAGCUGGGUCACUGGUUGGGGCGCUGUCCAGGAGGGGGUGUCAUUACCGUUCCCUGAAACUCUACAAGAAGUGGAGGUGCCAGUUCUUGGAAACAGACAGUGUAACUGUCUGAAUGGAGUCGGUACAGUCACAGACAACAUGAUCUGUGCUGGUGUUCUGGCAGGAGGCAAGGACUCAUGUCAGGGUGACUCAGGAGGACCGAUGGUCAGCCAACAGGGCUCCGUGUGGAUCCAGUCUGGAGUUGUCAGUUUUGGUUUUGGCUGUGCUCGGCCCAAUCUGCCAGGAGUCUACUCCAGAGUGUCCAGAUACCAGUCCUGGAUCAACUCCCACAUCAGCUCUGAUAAGCCAGGCUUUGUCCAGUUCACCUCCAGUGGGCUGGAUGCUGACAGCAUCUACACCUGUCCUGGUCUACCACCUCCAGUUGUUACUACUACUGCUCCUCCUAAAACUACUACUUCUGCAGGACCAGAAGUUAUAACCGCAACUUUACCAUCCACUGAUGCAAGUGCGGAAUUGUGUGGCAUCACUCCCCUCAACACCAGGAUAGUUGGAGGUGAAGACGCUCCAGCUGGAAGUUGGCCCUGGCAGGUUAGUCUGCAGAGAUUUGGCGGCCAUGUUUGCGGUGGUUCUCUCAUCAACAGAGAGUGGGUGAUGUCUGCUGCUCACUGCUUCUCCAGUCCAAGUACGUCUGGAUGGCAGAUUUCUCUCGGUCGUCAGAACCUGCAGGGCGACAACCCAAACGAAGUGUCCAGAUCUGUUUCCAAAAUCAUUUUGCAUCCAAACUAUGACAGCGACACCAGCGACAACGACAUUGCUCUGCUCAGACUCUCCUCACCAGUCAAAUUCACAGACUACAUCAGACCUGUGUGUCUGGCAGCAAGUGACAGUGUGUUCAACAACGGUACUGAUAGCCGGGUCACUGGUUGGGGCGCUGUCCAGGAGGGGGUGUCAUUACCGUUCCCUGAAACUCUACAAGAAGUGGAGGUGCCAGUUCUUGGAAACAGACAGUGUAACUGUCUGAAUGGAGUCGGUACAGUCACAGACAACAUGAUCUGUGCUGGUGUUCUGGCAGGAGGCAAGGACUCAUGUCAGGUAGGCUGCUUUGUUUCAUUUGUCACUUGUUGGUCACUGUGUUUAGGAAGUUUAAAAUCCUCAGACAUCUCCUCUCCAUCUCCUCAGGGUGACUCAGGAGGACCGAUGGUCAGCCAACAGGGCUCCGUGUGGAUCCAGUCUGGAGUUGUCAGUUUUGGUUUUGGCUGUGCUCGGCCCAAUCUGCCAGGAGUCUACUCCAGAGUGUCCAGAUACCAGUCCUGGAUCAACUCCCACAUCAGCUCUGAUAAGCCAGGCUUUGUCCAGUUCACCUCCAGUGGGCUGGAUGCUGACAGCAUCUACACCUGUCCUGGUCUACCACCUCCAGUUGUUACUACUACUGCUCCUCCUAAAACUACUACUUCUGCAGGACCAGAAGUUAUAACCGCAACUUUACCAUCCACUGAUGCAAGUGCGGAAUUGUGUGGCAUCACUCCCCUCAACACCAGGAUAGUUGGAGGUGAAGACGCUCCAGCUGGAAGUUGGCCCUGGCAGGUUAGUCUGCAGAGAUUUGGCGGCCAUGUUUGCGGUGGUUCUCUCAUCAACAGAGAGUGGGUGAUGUCUGCUGCUCACUGCUUCUCCAGUCCAAGUACGUCUGGAUGGCAGAUUUCUCUCGGUCGUCAGAACCUGCAGGGCGACAACCCAAACGAAGUGUCCAAAUCUGUUUCCAAAAUCAUUUUGCAUCCAAACUAUGACAGCGACACCAGCGACAACGACAUUGCUCUGCUCAGACUCUCCUCACCAGUCAAAUUCACAGACUACAUCAGACCUGUGUGUCUGGCAGCAAGUGACAGUGUGUUCAACAACGGUACUGAUAGCUGGGUCACUGGUUGGGGCGCUGUCCAGGAGGGGGUGUCAUUACCGUUCCCUGAAACUCUACAAGAAGUGGAGGUGCCAGUUCUUGGAAACAGACAGUGUAACUGUCUGAAUGGAGUCGGUACAGUCACAGACAACAUGAUCUGUGCUGGUGUUCUGGCAGGAGGCAAGGACUCAUGUCAGGGUGACUCAGGAGGACCGAUGGUCAGCCAACAGGGCUCCGUGUGGAUCCAGUCUGGAGUUGUCAGUUUUGGUUUUGGCUGUGCUCGGCCCAAUCUGCCAGGAGUCUACUCCAGAGUGUCCAGAUACCAGUCCUGGAUCAACUCCCACAUCAGCUCUGAUAAGCCAGGCUUUGUCCAGUUCACCUCCAGUGGGCUGGAUGCUGACAGCAUCUACACCUGUCCUGGUCUACCACCUCCAGUUGUUACUACUACUGCUCCUCCUAAAACUACUACUUCUGCAGGACCAGAAGUUAUAACCGCAACUUUACCAUCCACUGAUGCAAGUGCGGAAUUGUGUGGCAUCACUCCCCUCAACACCAGGAUAGUUGGAGGUGAAGACGCUCCAGCUGGAAGUUGGCCCUGGCAGGUUAGUCUGCAGAGAUUUGGCGGCCAUGUUUGCGGUGGUUCUCUCAUCAACAGAGAGUGGGUGAUGUCUGCUGCUCACUGCUUCUCCAGUCCAAGUACGUCUGGAUGGCAGAUUUCUCUCGGUCGUCAGAACCUGCAGGGCGACAACCCAAACGAAGUGUCCAGAUCUGUUUCCAAAAUCAUUUUGCAUCCAAACUAUGACAGCGACACCAGCGACAACGACAUUGCUCUGCUCAGACUCUCCUCACCAGUCAAAUUCACAGACUACAUCAGACCUGUGUGUCUGGCAGCAAGUGACAGUGUGUUCAACAACGGUACUGAUAGCUGGGUCACUGGUUGGGGCGCUGUCCAGGAGGGGGUGUCAUUACCGUUCCCUGAAACUCUACAAGAAGUAGAGGUGCCAGUUCUUGGAAACAGACAGUGUAACUGUCUGAAUGGAGUCGGUACAGUCACAGACAACAUGAUCUGUGCUGGUGUUCUGGCAGGAGGCAAGGACUCAUGUCAGGGUGACUCAGGAGGACCGAUGGUCAGCCAACAGGGCUCCGUGUGGAUCCAGUCUGGAGUUGUCAGUUUUGGUUUUGGCUGUGCUCGGCCCAAUCUGCCAGGAGUCUACUCCAGAGUGUCCAGAUACCAGUCCUGGAUCAACUCCCACAUCAGCUCUGAUAAGCCAGGCUUUGUCCAGUUCACCUCCAGUGGGCUGGAUGCUGACAGCAUCUACACCUGUCCUGGUCUACCACCUCCAGUUGUUACUACUACUGCUCCUCCUAAAACUACUACUUCUGCAGGACCAGAAGUUAUAACCGCAACUUUACCAUCCACUGAUGCAAGUGCGGAAUUGUGUGGCAUCACUCCCCUCAACACCAGGAUAGUUGGAGGAGAAGACGCUCCAGCUGGAAGUUGGCCCUGGCAGGUUAGUCUGCAGAGAUUCGGCGGCCAUGUUUGCGGUGGUUCUCUCAUCAACAGAGAGUGGGUGAUGUCUGCUGCUCACUGCUUCUCCAGUCCAAGUACGUCUGGAUGGCAGAUUUCUCUCGGUCGUCAGAACCUGCAGGGCGACAACCCAAACGAAGUGUCCAGAUCUGUUUCCAAAAUCAUUUUGCAUCCAAACUAUGACAGCGACACCAGCGACAACGACAUUGCUCUGCUCAGACUCUCCUCACCAGUCAAAUUCACAGACUACAUCAGACCUGUGUGUCUGGCAGCAAGUGACAGUGUGUUCAACAACGGUACUGAUAGCUGGGUCACUGGUUGGGGCGCUGUCCAGGAGGGGGUGUCAUUACCGUUCCCUGAAACUCUACAAGAAGUGGAGGUGCCAGUUCUUGGAAACAGACAGUGUAACUGUCUGAAUGGAGUCGGUACAGUCACAGACAACAUGAUCUGUGCUGGUGUUCUGGCAGGAGGCAAGGACUCAUGUCAGGGUGACUCAGGAGGACCGAUGGUCAGCCAACAGGGCUCCGUGUGGAUCCAGUCUGGAGUUGUCAGUUUUGGUUUUGGCUGUGCUCGGCCCAAUCUGCCAGGAGUCUACUCCAGAGUGUCCAGAUACCAGUCCUGGAUCAACUCCCACAUCAGCUCUGAUAAGCCAGGCUUUGUCCAGUUCACCUCCAGUGGGCUGGAUGCUGACAGCAUCUACACCUGUCCUGGUCUACCACCUCCAGUUGUUACUACUACUGCUCCUCCUAAAACUACUACUUCUGCAGGACCAGAAGUUAUAACCGCAACUUUACCAUCCACUGAUGCAAGUGCGGAAUUGUGUGGCAUCACUCCCCUCAACACCAGGAUAGUUGGAGGUGAAGACGCUCCAGCUGGAAGUUGGCCCUGGCAGGUUAGUCUGCAGAGAUUUGGCGGCCAUGUUUGCGGUGGUUCUCUCAUCAACAGAGAGUGGGUGAUGUCUGCUGCUCACUGCUUCUCCAGUCCAAGUACGUCUGGAUGGCAGAUUUCUCUCGGUCGUCAGAACCUGCAGGGCGACAACCCAAACGAAGUGUCCAGAUCUGUUUCCAAAAUCAUUUUGCAUCCAAACUAUGACAGCGACACCAGCGACAACGACAUUGCUCUGCUCAGACUCUCCUCACCAGUCAAAUUCACAGACUACAUCAGACCUGUGUGUCUGGCAGCAAGUGACAGUGUGUUCAACAACGGUACUGAUAGCUGGGUCACUGGUUGGGGCGCUGUCCAGGAGGGGGUGUCAUUACCGUUCCCUGAAACUCUACAAGAAGUGGAGGUGCCAGUUCUUGGAAACAGACAGUGUAACUGUCUGAAUGGAGUCGGUACAGUCACAGACAACAUGAUCUGUGCUGGUGUUCUGGCAGGAGGCAAGGACUCAUGUCAGGGUGACUCAGGAGGACCGAUGGUCAGCCAACAGGGCUCCGUGUGGAUCCAGUCUGGAGUUGUCAGUUUUGGUUUUGGCUGUGCUCGGCCCAAUCUGCCAGGAGUCUACUCCAGAGUGUCCAGAUACCAGUCCUGGAUCAACUCCCACAUCAGCUCUGAUAAGCCAGGCUUUGUCCAGUUCACCUCCAGUGGGCUGGAUGCUGACAGCACCUACACCUGUCCUGGUCUACCACCUUCCACAACACUUUCACCAACAUUAAAACCAAUUACUCCUCCAGUACCUGCAACCAGUCCUACAAGAUCAGUGUGUGGCAAAGCUCCCAUGAACAGUCGUGUGGAAGGGGACAGUGGACUUGUACCCAGUGGAACGUGGCCCUGGAUGGUCAGUUUACACAAAAAUGGUGUCUACACUUGUGGAGGAACCCUCAUUGCAGACAACUUUGUCCUAACAUCUGCCCAAUGCUUCUCAAGUCCCAAUCUAGAUGUCAAUGAGUGGAGCCUGUUUGUGGGCCAGCGACUUGUGAAUGGUGUUGAAGAGUUUGAGAUGUCUCUGGGCAUUGUGGACAUCAAAGUGAGCAAAAGUGCAAGUUCCAAUAUUGCGCUGUUGCAGCUGGCUAAACCUGUCAGCUACAAAGAUUAUAUCCAGCCAGUGUGUGUGGACAUUAGCAACACCAGAUCCUUCCCCGCUGGAACUCAGUGCUGGGUAGCAGGCUGGGAAAAGGGGAGCAAGAGCACAGGCACUCUUAAGGCUGGCUCAGGUCUGCGGGACCUUGAAACUCAAGUGGCAAGUUGUGAAAGUGUUUCUGAUUCAGAGAACAUUUGCACUUACGCCAUGGAUCUUCAACCGGGAGAUCAGGGCGGCCCUCUGCUGUGCAAGUCCGACUCGUCUUGGUUCCAGGCGGCCGUUGUAUCAAUAAGUGGAGGAAAAUCAGCCCGAGCUGAUCUUCAGGUCUUUGCCAAAGCGUCAACAUUUGGGUCUUUCUUAAAGGAGAUAGUUGGAGACAUGCCAGCUCCUGAAACAACUACCACAGGAAAUGCACCAAGUUUUGCAAUUUCCUCAUUCCUCUUUAUCACUGUACCCAUUACCUCAGUGUUCCUGUUGUCAUGAUGUUAGUUACUACAGUGGUUGAAUGGUUUAUUAUUGCACAGUCAGGUUGUAUGACAGCUUUAAACACUGUUCUCUCUCUAUGGAUGCACUUAAGAUUCUCAGGCCAAUAUGUGACAGAGUCAAACAAAAUGUUCCAACAAAGAUAUAUUUUUAUAUCAAAAAAGGGUAUUUUUUUCCUGUGUUUUUACUAGAAAUGACUUGUACAUGGGGAUCGCUUUCUCAAACUCAAUCCAGUUAAAUGAAGAACAACUUUUGUUAUUUAUUAGGUGUUCCAUUAUACCUGUUUCUUCCUACAAACAAAUUUGAUGAUGACUCAUAUGAAGUGAAAUUGCAAAUUAAAUGUAAUUUUGAUCACAUGCAUAUAAUAAAUCCUGAUGAAGCAUAAAA
Molecule: messenger RNA, 12304 nt
Organism: Acanthopagrus latus (yellowfin seabream)
Lineage: Eukaryota; Metazoa; Chordata; Actinopteri; Spariformes; Sparidae
Biological process (GO): proteolysis
Molecular function (GO): serine-type endopeptidase activity
Source: RefSeq, a predicted model, not a curated record